UUUAAAUUUUUCUAUAAAUGUAAUUUUGUAAAUUCCUUUCCCUACCAUUGGUCAUGCUUUGAAAUUUUUGACGGGCGAAAGAGUUCCAGAAUAUGUACGAUCCGAGUUGCUGGCAAGGAAGUCCCGAGGGCUGCCAACCAGAGUGGCCAUGUUCCAUGAAUGGUUUCGGUUGUCGUUCUCGCUCCUUGGAUUCCUGUCAGUGUGGCGAAGUAUUUCCGGAUUUCCAAAAGUUCCCGGACAUGAUGCCGCCAAGUUUUCUUCAAACACCUCCACAAAGGCCACAAAACGUCCAAAAGUGUCAAAAUAAAAAGUCCCAAAGAAAGCCACGAUCGAAAAGUUGUCCGGCUUGUAUUAAACCUCGUCCUUGUGAAGGACCAAGAAGCGAGGGUGGAUGUAGUCAAACAGCACCGAAGCCUCAACAAUGUUGUGGAAGUUAUGGACAAGGUUACGGACAAUGUUACGAUGGUAAUACCCGCGGAGAAUACCUGCCAGGAUUUGGGAAUGGAUGUUGUCCAUAUGAAUUCAACAACGGGGGUACUUGCGCCUUUCCAUGUCCAGGACAAGCUUCAAGCAUACCUUGUAUGGUUGGGCCGUCGAGGUAUAACAACUGGAGACCUCCCGAAUGUCUACCACCGGCAGGCUUACCCUCUACUAGAGUCCCGAAGUUCAAUCCUUGCACUGGUGAAAACAUUUACGAUUCUUGCCACUUUUCUAUGUGUUCCACCCUGAAUCGAUACUGUCCUUAUAAUGUCUUGGGGACAAUGCCACAUCCAUGUCAAGGAUCAUGGUCGCCUCCAAAUUGUGGUGGUUUUAUGGCAAAAGAUCCACAAACUCCCAACACCGGAGACACCGGAGACAAUGAUUGCUCUAAUAAAGCUCCCCAAAAAGGAAAUAAAUCGAAAACCCCACAAAAAUCAUCCUCCAAUCGUGUGGAAUCCAAAGGAUCAAAAAUUGAUGAUGAUCCUUGUGAUGAUGAAGUUUUCGGCAGUGAAAAUGUUUCAAAAACUUUACCAAAAAAAUCUACCAACCGUGUGGGUCCCAAAAAUCGAAAUUAUGAUCCUUGUGAUGAUAGAGUCCCCAAGAUUUUGAAUGUUUCAAAAACUUUCCAAAAACAAGCGUCCAAUUCUUUGGGGCCCAACAAACGAAAUAAUGAUCCAUGUGAUGAUAGAGUUGAGAAUAGAUCAAAAGCCUCACAAAAUCCAAGGUCCAAGUCAUUGGAACCCAACAAUAGGAAUAGAGAUCCUUGUGAUGAUGGAGUAUCCCCGAUUUUAAAUGGAUCAAAAGUCUCACAAGGUCCAAAUCAAAGGUCCAAUUGUUUUGAACCCAACAAUAGAAAUAGAGAUCCUUGUGAUGAUGGAGUCCCCGAGAUUGAAAAUAUAUCUGAAACCUCACAAGAUCCAAGUCAAAGGUCCUAUGGUUUGGAUCCUUGUGACGAUAGAGUCCCCCAGAUUGAAAAUAGAUCUGAAGCCUCACAAAAUCAAAGGUUUAAUUUCUUGGGUUCCAACAAUCGGAAUAAAAAUCCUUGUGAUUAUAGAGUCCCCCCGAUUGUAAAUGGAUCAAAAGCCUCACAAGGUCCAAAUCAAAGGUCCAAUGGUAAUGUGCUUCAAAAGUCCUCGAGGCAACAAAAUACCAUCAGAGGUAGAGCAACUGAAACCAGGAGGGGCAAUUUCAACCAUGAGGCCAAUCCACCAGAAGAAAUGGAUUCCAAUGAAGGAAUGUCUAGGAAUGAUUCUUCGGAAGGGUGUCAAGAGUGCUUCAACAAUCUAUUGGAAUUCUGCUCGGAGACACCUAACCGAACCUGCAGAUGGGACCAGGCCCCGGACCAGCAGACGUAUUGUUGCUGUUUGAUGCGCAAAAACAUGACUAGAGGAGGUGGCAAAAAAAAGAAGGCGCCUGCAGCUAAAGGAUCUGCGCCCAAAGGAGCUGCCCCCCAAAGAGUGGACCCUCAAGGAGCUGAACCCCAAGAAGCUGACCCUCAAGGAGCUAUCUCCAGAGGAGCUUCCCCUAAGAGAGCUACCCCCAAAGGCACUACCCCCAAAGGCACUACCCCCAAAGGAGCUACUCCUAAAGGUACUACCCCCAAAGGAGCUACCCCAAAAGGUACUUCUCCUAAAAGUGGUAGCCCAAAAGGUGGUACCCCAAAAGGUGGUACCUCCAAAGGAGCUGGAAAAUCCAAAUCGUCCAAAAAGAAAAACAAGGUCCAAGAAUCGAGCGACAACAUGGAAGACUUUGGCUCAACUGGUUCUCGAGAUAGAUCGCCAAAGGCUCUGGAAAUGGACCAGCACUCGGAAUCGGCCAAGAAAGCCGAAAGCCAGAAUGACUGCUCCUGUGGCUGUGAUGAAUCUUCAUCGAAACCCAAACCGGAGAUGCGCAGUUGCAGCUGCUAUGCCAAUCUGAUGGAUGAAUCUCAGGAUCAGGAAACCAAUACGCCGGUGUGCAAAGAUGCAUGUUCCUCGUGCUGUGGUGGCGGAGCCUCCGGUGCAGCGGUCCCAGCUCCUUCCACCGACGGAUGUGCCAGUGUGUGCGGCGUUCCUGAUAGCGGCGGAGGAAAUGAUAGUGGCGCGGUAUGCGGUGGCUGUGGGGGAUGCGGUGGCUGUGGUGGGUGCGGCGGCUGCCCCAGUUGCUGGAAUCCAUGCACCUGCGUUUGGUGCUACAAUCCCUGCACAGGAUGCUACUACUACUAUCCUUCGAAUUGUUACAAUUGUUGCCCGAACUAUAGUUGCUGUUAUGCCGGUUGUUGUGGCAGUUGUUGCAUCCCCAAGCUGCCACCGCCAUAUCCCGAUGUUACCACACCCUCCAAAAAAUCCAAAGACCCCAAGGACUCCUCUCCCAAGAAAGCCAAAGCCGGCAACAAGAACGGCAGAGGCAACGAUCCACGGAAUCCUGGCGGAACGGACCUAAAUGCCAGCCCAAAGUUUCCGUCGCAGCCGUCACAGUCAACCCCAUCCGGAUAUCCUUUAGGGUCUCAGACUAUCAUGCAUUCGCUGGGCGAGGUGGAUGGCAGGGUGAGGCAGCGACGGAGUAAACGAAAGUUGGAAUUAGAGCCAUCUUAUAGCAAGGACUCUAGCGCCCAAUAG
This is a messenger RNA of Drosophila bipectinata, 3077 nucleotides long. NCBI's taxonomy places the organism in Eukaryota, Metazoa, Arthropoda, Insecta, Diptera, Drosophilidae. The record is from RefSeq and is a predicted model, not a curated record.